Lolium perenne is the source of this 1871-nucleotide messenger RNA. RefSeq lists its product as uncharacterized. The record is from RefSeq and is a predicted model, not a curated record. Gene Ontology annotation, molecular function: DNA binding; DNA-binding transcription factor activity. NCBI's taxonomy places the organism in Eukaryota, Viridiplantae, Streptophyta, Magnoliopsida, Poales, Poaceae.
AUAUAUAGAUCUGUAUCAGGUAUGAUGGAUACAUCUUACACCAAAUUAAGAUAUUAGUGCAUGGAAACUCAUGUGCAUGCACUGACACGUACAUAUUUGUGCAUCCAUGUGCAGUGACUUUGUUGGACAUGCUAGAAGUUUGUUAGCCUUGGGUACUUGUCUCAGGAUCUCUCAUUUUCACACCUACUGCCUAGCCGGAGACUGCAGAAAGCUACAGGCCAAAAAUGCUAGUUAGGAACCAAAGACUUUAGAGUACUUAACUUUAAACAGUAGCUUAUUAGUUGUGCCUCCUUUUCCCCAGGAAUAAUUGUCCAUCUCCUUGGUUGGCUAGUUAGUGAUCGACCAGCAGCGCACGUACUGGUCAGUUUUCUUUUCGAAAGGAACCGGCGGUACUAGCUAGUACUGUAAAGUUUAAGGGUUAAUUCACCUUCUCCAGAUAUCCGAUCUAUCUUCCCAUGCAACUGUAUGCUUCCUUCCAAGAGCCAGCCACCCACAUAAAUAUGUGUGAGAGUGAGAUCAUCACUUGCUAUAUCGUCUCACACACGCCACACCAGCUUAAAUUCCCAUAUGCGUCUUGACAAACCUUUGUAGAUAGAUAGACAGAUAGAAUUGAGUGAUGACCUCACCUUUAAUUUGGCAUCUCUGUCUUUCUCUACACAACUCAUGGCACCACUGACGACACAUGACCAGAGCAGCAGCAAGGUCAUCAACUAGCUAGAUCAUCCGAGACACAACCGGCCAUCCAUUAGCCUCCCAUGGAAACAAACAAGGGAAGCUAUGGGAGCUCCGCCGCCUCGGCGAGCAACGAUGACAGCACCGUGGAGGAGGAAGGCUCUGGCCAUCAGCAGGAGGACACCCUCAGGGGGAAUUCUUCGUCAUCUUCGUCUGUGCGCUCCUACGUCCGUUCCAAGAACCCGCGCCUCCGCUGGACGCCGGAGCUUCACCACUGCUUCAUCCGCGCCAUUCAUAGGCUCGGCGGCCAAGACCGUGCUACUCCGAAGCUCCUUCUUCAGUUGAUGAACGUUAGAGGGCUCAGCAUAGGCCAUGUCAAGAGCCACCUCCAGAUGUACAGGAGCAAGAAGAUUGGCGACUCAGGGCAAGAUCAAAUUUGUGCAGUCAUAGGCCAUGUUCCCUUGCCUCGUGUCUUCAAUCAUCGCCAGAUGGGCGCCGGCACCAUAUUGCCAAGGUUCGGCACUACUACACAGCCUCCAUGGAGCAGCUGUCAUGGACCAUAUUGGGUCCAUAGUCGCCCAUUUCUCGGAUCAAAACCGUGCAAUUCGUCAGCAGCUGAAGCAGAUGCAGCUUUCCUUCUGACCCAAGCACAACAUGUAGCUAGAGCUUCAUCUACCAUUUCAGAAUUGAUGAUUCAACACUACCCAUCUCGAGAUGAUCAGCAUGCCAUGAACCACCAACAUAAACGAGUGAAGGAAGGUACGGUGCGCAACAAUGAUGAUAUCCAUGCUCCUCUUGAUCUCGAUCUCUCCCUCGGAAUCGCCACACCACGUAGCAAAAUGAAGAAGGAGAAGAGAUCAGGCUGCAGUUGGGUGAAAGAAGACGCUGAUAAGAAUGUUUCCCAUGAAGAAGAGAUGGAUGAGAUCAGUAUAUCUCUCUCCUUGUUCUCUCCUGGGGAUGCUCUUCGGAAGAUGAAUAGUAGCAGUACAGUAAUAGAUGUCAGUGUGGAUAUUAAGAGAGAGGAAAUCAGCAUGCUACAAUGAGGACAAGUACUCUUGGUCUCACCAUAUGAUCAGUACGCAGUGUGGUGAUAUCUUGUGGUACUUGUCCAUACACAUGUUAACAUGUAGAGGGACAUAUAUACCUAUGUUAUAUCAUACAUAUAAUUUUAUCUUCUAAUUAAAUUUAAAUUAUACUUC